GUGAAACGAUAGUACGCAGACCGGAAGUUUACAACAAUCGAAGAAGCUAAAGCUAACUAACAUUUUUCUUUUUCUUUUGAUCUCCUAAAACCAACGCGUAGGAAAUAUGGUUUGUGAAAAAUGCGAAAAGAAGCUUGGUAAGGUCAUCACCCCGGACACCUGGAAGGAUGGAGCACGGAAUACAACAGAGAGUGGUGGGCGUAAACUGAAUGAGAACAAGAUGUUAACUUCUAAGAAAGCCAGGUUCGACCCUUACAGCAAGUCAGGCUUUGCAACGUGCCGGAUCUGCAAGAGCUCAGUUCAUCAGUCUGGAUCACAUUACUGCCAGGGCUGCGCAUACAAGAAAGGAAUCUGUGCAAUGUGCGGAAAGAAAGUUUUGGACACCAAGAACUACAAACAGACGUCCGUGUGACAGCGUGCUGAUGAGAGAACGGUUCUUCCAAAAGAACAAGAGACUGAAAGAGAGAUCUGGAGAUGGCUUUUCCCCCUUAAUAUAGAAAUAUCACAUAAUGCUGCGGGAGCUGUUACAGUGGCCGUACGCACCUAAGUACACCUGUCUACAAAUAUACCACCAGUUGUCAUCUGAUUUUCUAGGAGAGGUUUCCAAAAUUCUGUGCGUUUAAAAUUCAAUUCUUGCAUUUCUUUACUUUUUAAAUAAUACAUGUCUGUAUGUAAUAUAUUGUGUUGCAUUUUUGAGUGAAAUAAAGUUUCCAACAUGA
Messenger RNA from Mugil cephalus (flathead mullet), 719 nucleotides. RefSeq names its product cysteine-rich PDZ-binding protein (gene cript). Lineage: Eukaryota; Metazoa; Chordata; Actinopteri; Mugiliformes; Mugilidae. The coding region runs from base 107 to 412 and encodes 101 amino acids. Gene Ontology annotation, biological process: cytoplasmic microtubule organization. Gene Ontology annotation, molecular function: microtubule binding; PDZ domain binding. The transcript has 5 exons. The record is from RefSeq and is a predicted model, not a curated record. Gene Ontology annotation, cellular component: dendrite.